AUGAAGCUCACCAUCAUCCUCGCGACUACCGCCUACGCCACGGCCUGCAUCAACGUCUCCGUCGAAGGCGACGCCACCUACUGCAUUGAAGGCGCCAUCUGCGGCGGCAACGGCAGCGCCUGCCCCAAGCAGGGCGACUGGGCCUCGGGCGAUUGUAAGACUGGCCUCUUCUCGUCGAAGAACGGCUGGUGCCAGGCUCCCGAGUCGGCGGUCUGCUUGACGCUCAAGACGGGUGCUCGCGGCUGCGUCUACCCGUCCAAGGGUCCUCAGAAGAUGGGCUGCACCAACGUCUCGGUCGAGGGCGAUGCCACGUACUGCGUCAACGGCCCGGUCUGCUCGGGCAACAGCGGCGGCGGUGCUUGCCCCAAGAAGGGUGACUGGGCCUCCGGCGAUUGCAAGUCUGGUCUCUUCUCGUCCAACGGCAAGUGGUGCCAGGCGCCUGAGACGGCCACUUGCCAGAAGCUCAAGACUGGUGCGUGGGGCUGCGUGUACCCGUCCAAGGGUCCCCAGAAGAUGGAUUUCAACCUGCGCGGCUAG
This is a messenger RNA of Saprolegnia parasitica CBS 223.65, 537 nucleotides long. RefSeq lists its product as hypothetical. The transcript has 2 exons. NCBI's taxonomy places the organism in Eukaryota, Oomycota, Saprolegniomycetes, Saprolegniales, Saprolegniaceae. Bases 1 to 537 code for a protein of 178 amino acids. The record is from RefSeq and is a predicted model, not a curated record.